Molecule: messenger RNA, 450 nt
Organism: Rotaria socialis
Lineage: Eukaryota; Metazoa; Rotifera; Eurotatoria; Philodinida; Philodinidae
Source: the annotation of a GenBank genome assembly
AUGAUUUGGGCGUCGUUUGGUUGGGGUGGUAAAAGUUCAAUAUGUUUUGUUGACGGUCGAAUGAACGCAAAAGGAUAUCGAGAGGUGUUGAAAAAGCAUCUCAUUGAUAUCGGUAGCUGUAUGGGUGGGUCUGAUUGGAUCUUUCAACAGGAUAAUGCACCAAUUCAUCGAGCAAAAGUUAAUCUCGCCUGGUUUAAAUCGAAGAAAAUCAAUGUUUUACCUUGGCCAUCGUUAUCACCUGAUUUAAAUCCAAUUGAAAAUCUUUGGGGAAUACUAGCAAGGAAGGUCUAUUCAGGAGGUAAACAAUUUAGAACAAAAGAACAGUUAAAAACUACCAUUAUAAAAUCUUGGGAAGAAAUUAGCAUCGAACAACUCCGUGCUUUGGUCAAAUCGAUGCCUGAAAGAAUCUUUGAAGUUAUUAAGCUAAAUGGAGCCAAGACCAAAUAUUGA